CCCUAGAACAAAGUCAUGACUGCACAUACUGGCCGCGACUGAAGCCGAGUCAACAUCUUCUUUUUCUGUUUGCCUCCUUUCACGAGCAGGAGCCUCCAAACUAUUAUCCCGGCGACCGGAAUAGACGCGACAGUGACAAUCUCGAAUAUUAACAACCGGGGAUUCCCUACUGAUAUCAGACUAUCGUAUUCCUCUGUAAUAAUCAGCGAGUUUUUUGUUGCCAUCGAGAAAUCAUGAUUGCCAUCCGGCUUUAAUAGUGAAAUAAGUUUGAACAGAAUCAUUCAUCGAAUUUACAAUGUGUACACGCCAAUUGCGUGUAAGGAUUCUACUGUUUAUGGUUGUUAUUUUCGGAUUCUUUUCGUUCGGGAAUGCAGCUUCUGCACAUAUCCAUACACAUCAGCACAACAAAUCCAAUAGCAAUGAAAGAACCGAGGAUGGUGCGUUCAGUCCACGAGAUAUAAAUCAUUAUGCCGGAGGGGAACAUCAUCAGGAGUUUGACCAUGAAGCUAUCGUUGGUAGCGUAAAAGAGGCAGAGGAGUUUAACAAACUGCCUAUACAUGAAUCUAAAAGACGCUUAGAAAUUUUACUGAAGAAAAUGGAUUUAAAUAAUGAUAAGGUUAUCGAAAGAAAUGAGCUAAAAGCAUGGAUUUUAAGAUCAUUUAGUAUGCUUUCUACUGAAGACUCUCAAGAUCGAUUGGAGGAUACUGAUACAAAUGAAGAUGGUAAAGUCAGCUGGAAUGAAAUCUUGCAAGAUAUGUAUGGCACGGAUCCAGAGGACUUAGCGGGAGAUGAUAAGCUUAUCACUGAUGACAAACAAACUUUCGAGGCUGCCGAUUUAGAUAAAGAUGGUUACCUGGAUACAGAAGAGUUCAAAGCUUAUACACAUCCUGAAGAAACACCUAGGAUGUUUCCACUUCUUUUGAGACAAGCUUUAGAUGACAAAGAUACAGAUAAAGAUGGCUUCAUUAGCUUCCAAGAAUUUAUUGGUAACAGAGCUAAAUCAGAAAAUAAGGAAUGGUUGUUGGUUGAGAAAGAUAAAUUUGAUUAUGAGCAUGACAAAAAUGGAGAUGGCAGACUAGACUCAGAUGAAAUACUUUCUUGGCUAGUGCCUAGUAACGAGGAAAUAGCAAGUGAUGAAGUAGACCAUCUGUUUGCUGCAUCUGACGACGACCACGACAAUAGAUUAACCUUUGAGGAGAUUUUAGACCAUCAUGAUGCAUUUGUCGGGAGUGAAGCUACAGAUUACGGAGAUCAUUUACAAGAUAUUGAACGUUUCCAGGAUGAACUAUGACAGUCGGUUGCUAGACGUGUCAGCGAAAUCUUCAUUCUUUUUGUAUUUGUCAAAAGUUUACAUUUGUGAAAGUACGUUUAAUACUUUUAAAUACCACACUUCCAGCUAUAGUAUGUUUUGGUGUUCCUAUUUAUGCUGCAUUUAGAAUACAUUUGCAUUAAGAUUAAUUACGAUUGCACAAAACUUAUUUAAAAUACUCAAAGCAUAGUGUUUCACCAGUCUUCCAAUUUUUAUGAAACAUUAGUGCCAUAAAUACAGUGAUGUAUUAUUUUAGCAUAAUAGAAUUUACAUUUCUUAUAAGUAGCAAGAGUUGCAAGAAACAUGGUCUCUCACUUUUAUUAUUUUUCAAUGAAUAAUUAUAUAGAUGCACUAACACUAAAUUCAUCUAUACAUGUAAGAUUAUAAAAGAGGAGGAACCAAUCUUGUAAUUCAACUAAACAAUAACCAAAUAAUGAAAUUUUACUGAUUAUUAUAUGAUAAUACAACAUACAUAAUGCGGAUUUAAAUAUUCUCAAUAAAAAGAAUCAUGUUUCCUCCAUAUUAUUUACAAAAUUACUUUGAUAGAAAAUGCAUUUUAUUCAGUAUCUUUUACUGUUCAGUCGAAUAUAAUUACAUAAGUUUGUCU
This is a messenger RNA of Nomia melanderi (Alkali bee), 1916 nucleotides long. RefSeq names its product reticulocalbin-2. The record is from RefSeq and is a predicted model, not a curated record. Lineage: Eukaryota; Metazoa; Arthropoda; Insecta; Hymenoptera; Halictidae. Gene Ontology annotation, cellular component: endoplasmic reticulum. Gene Ontology annotation, molecular function: calcium ion binding.